This is a messenger RNA of Helianthus annuus (common sunflower), 1212 nucleotides long. Its product is annotated as F-box/LRR-repeat/kelch-repeat protein At2g27520. The coding region runs from base 1 to 1212 and encodes 403 amino acids. Gene Ontology annotation, molecular function: protein binding. The transcript has a single exon. NCBI's taxonomy places the organism in Eukaryota, Viridiplantae, Streptophyta, Magnoliopsida, Asterales, Asteraceae. The record is from RefSeq and is a predicted model, not a curated record.
AUGUCAAACGACAUACCAAUUGAAAUCCAAGAGGAAAUCAUGAAAAGGCUUCCUGUUAAAUCGUUAGUUCAAUUCCGAUCCGUCUGCAAAGCAUGGAAGUCUCUUAUGGAUGGCUCUGAUUUUAUUAAGUAUUAUAGUGGCCAACAGCAACAUCUACUUCUAGGGUAUUCAGGUUACUAUCAUGAUCGAAAAUAUGUUUCAGUUGUUGAUAAUGAUAGUUUUCCUCAACAGAAAGUUUAUCUGGCUCUUCCUAACAUGCUUAAGUAUUUUAACAUGUUCGGCGGCUCUCACGGCUUGUUUUGUUUGUAUGGAAAGCACCGUGAUGGUAAAAGGAGCAGGGCUAUUCUUUGGAAUCCUUUAGUUAGAAAAGUGGUUGUUGUUGUUGUGCCUACUCGGAUGGAUGAAACCAAAAUAGGUUUUGGGGUUUGUCGUGAAACUAUGGACCCUAAGAUACUCAAGAUUACACAGAUUGAGAGGUGGAGAGAUGUUGAGAGUUUACAUUGCAUUCCUUGGCAAGUUGAGGUUUUUACAUUAAGCACGGGGUGGAGACGUCCUUAUAGCACCAGUCUCCCUCGUACAUCAAUUGACUUUUUUAGUUUACAGGUAGCUGUUAAUGGGCAUCUUUAUUGGUUAGCUGUUGAUAAGAUUACCUGUACGGAUGGUGGAUUCCGGAUCUAUAAACUGAUUAUUUCAUUUAAUUUGACAAGCGAAGAAUUUGGAGAAAUAAACCUUCCAGCUACGUUAGCAAAACAAUGUUAUCUAAAUUUAUCCAUGUCUAAGCUAAGGGAGUCUCUUGUUGUGCUUGAACUUGUUGCGGAUGAGAUGGUUUCUGUUGCAUGGAGGAUGGAGGGUGGUGCUUCAAAGUCGUUUACAAAGCUAUUCAUUGUUAACAUACCAUAUGUUUCAGUAAAGAUUAGGGGAUUUAGGAAGAAUGAUGAAUCUAUAAUUGAAUUUGUAGACCAUGAUUGUAGCAAGUGGGAUGAUUCAUAUGCUCCCAGAUCGUUUGCUCUAUAUAAUCCCUACUCAAAACAGAGCAAGAAUAUUGGGAUUUCUGAGUUUGCUCGUUCUUUUUUGGUAGAUUUCUACAUGGAAACACUACUUCUGGUUGAUCAACCAGAUUUUAUCGUUUAUGACAAUGGUAACUGCCGCUUUGAAAAUUCGAAUGGGAGAGCUAAGAAGAAAAAGCUUUUGAAACAUACAAACCAGGUAUAA